Molecule: messenger RNA, 1404 nt
Organism: Homalodisca vitripennis (glassy-winged sharpshooter)
Lineage: Eukaryota; Metazoa; Arthropoda; Insecta; Hemiptera; Cicadellidae
Product: RAB6A-GEF complex partner protein 2
Exons: 9
Coding region: 221-1372 (383 amino acids)
Biological process (GO): retrograde transport, endosome to Golgi
Cellular component (GO): Ric1-Rgp1 guanyl-nucleotide exchange factor complex; Golgi membrane
Source: RefSeq, a predicted model, not a curated record
GUCAAACGUCAGGCAGAGAGACGUCUGAUCCUCAUGUGUUUUGUUUUUGAUGUUAACCAAUAUUAUAAUGGGUUAAUAAGGUUAAUGAAAUAAGGUUUAGACUGUUUAUCUGUCUAAAAUGAUAUUGUUUUAACAACAGUAAGUAAUUCAAGUUACGUAGAAUAACUUUUACAAACUUCUACCCUGCUACCCUGCACUUUAGUGAGACAUAAGAGGAAAAAUGAUAGAAAUAUCUGCAAAGCUGAUUGGAGGUCCAGUGUACUUACCAGGAGAGAAUGUUGGAUGCUACAUAACAUUUAUGAAUCCUCCCUUACCGAAUGAUAUUCGAUCAAGGAGUCACAGAGAUGAUUUGGAAGUUCUUGCCUGGGCAACAGCGCAGAUCCACUGCCAAUGCUCAACCAAUGGAAAAGUUCCAUUACCAUCCAAAACACCAUAUUUACCUGAAGAAAAGGUUGUUUCCAAUUCAGAGACAUCAUUUGCUCCAUGCCAAGGAGACAAGGGACGAAUUGUUUUGUCUACCACUCCUAAGAUCCUGUUCUGUGACCUACGACUAUCUCCCGGAGAAAGUAAAUCAUUUUUCUACUCACAGAGUUUGCCACUGGAAGCUCUUCCCUCCUACAGAGGACAGUUGGUGAAGUAUUCCUACAAGAUAACUAUAGGAAGUCAGCGUGUAAAUGGUAUUGUUAAGUUGUUACGGGUGCCUUUGCGUGUCUUGGACAUCAGUGGUGUGCCAGAGAUAAACCUCUGUGAGGACAGUGAAGAUCUGUCUCCCAGCAACCCUUUCCUGGAGAGUACAACCAAGGAUCAGGAACAGGACCCCACCAUUCAACUACUACAGAAUAUAACUGCUCGCAGAAAUCCAAAUUUCUACAACAUAACCAACAGUAAAGGGAAAGUUGCAAGGUUUUGCCUAUUCAAACAGGCUUACAAACUGGGCGAAGACAUUAUCGGCACUUUCGACUUCUCUGAUGCUACAGUGCCUUGUGUUCAAUUCACAGUAACCCUGCAAAGUGAAGAGACAAUAGGGGAGGAGUAUAAAGCUGAGACGAAGCAGCAGCGAGCAAUCGCCUCUUUCAGUAACUGCCAUGAGGUUUGUCUCAGCAUGAAACAGUGCCUGCUGAACCUGCCGAUACCACUACAUGCUACUCCCACAUUCUCUACUAGACUAGUGUCGUUGCGGUGGAGACUACACUUUGAGUUUGUGACAACACAGCCCGACUCGGUGUUCCAGCUGCCCACAGACAGUAGCACCUGGCAAGGUCCAGGCUUCCUCACCAUUGAGACCAUGAUCUGGGAUCUGCCCAUACAGAUAUACCCCUCUCUCCCCACUCCGGAGCCCCAGACCAACACCAAGUACUCCAUCAUCUUGUAGAUAUUUGUAUAAUAAAUGUUUCUUUGAUCAUA